UGGUAGAGGUGUACUUGGUGAAAGUGAUGAGGAUUGUACUGAUGGGAUUGAUGGUACUGAUGGGAUUGAUAGUACUGAUGAUAUUGAUGGUACUGAUGAUAUUGAUGGUACUGAUGAUAUUGAUGGUACUGAUGAUAUUGGUGGUACUGAUGAUAUUGAUGGUACUGUUGAUAUUGAUGGUACUGUUGAUAUUGAUGAUAAUGAUCAUAUUGAUUGUACUGGUAAAAAUGAUGGCGCUUUUAAUGAUUGUAGCAGCAGUUCAGAUGAUAUUGGUCCUUAUUGGAAAUCAUCUACAUGCACACCAUACAGUACUUUGGGCCAAUAUGUGAAUGACUAAUGUGAUUAUUAAUCUACUGUAUUUUAAAUGUACGCCCACUUUUUAAGAUAAUUUGACUGUACUGCGAAUGUUGAUUGUACUGCGAAUAAUAUUGAAUACCAGUGUAUUUUAUUUGUGUAUGUGUACAUUUUGCUAUGAUUUACUUUUAAUUAAUGAUAUUUUCAACAACAAUGCAAAUGCAAAAUUUAAAAAUACCUGCAAAAUUGAGUAGGAAUAAGGACAUGCUUAUAAACGUAAAUAUAUUUCAGAUAAUUAGUCCGAUAAUUCACUGUUAAACUCUUGAUUUUGCGAUUCUUGAAACUAGUAUUAAAAGUUAAAAUAUAAACCAUGAUCACUGUUUUAGUAACAACAUUUCCUAUAAGCGUAAUAUAAUAUAAUCUGUAGGUUCAAAAUAAUGUGACCCUCCCUAAACAUCAGCCCACCCCAAAUUGAAGCUUAAAAAAUCUCAGCCCUAUUUUCAACCUGCGCAUGCUCACCAGUACAUUUCGGUGCAGUAUAGGUGAAGUGGAAAACAGGCUUAACAAUAAGAUUGUAUGGUGGAUGUCUGAGAUUAUCUGCCAUUUCACACCCGCAACACUUCUUAACAUUGCACUGAAUGACGACAAUGUAGUAGGCAACAUGGUCUCAUUGCGCGCGGAAUGGAACUGCGGAAGUAUUGUUCAGGGUGUCCACGGGCCUUGAAUAUCCUGGAAAGUCCUUGAAUUGGAAAAAAGAAUUCCAGGACUGGAGAGUCCUUGAAAAUCAGUAGAAGUCCUUGAAAGUCCUGGAAUUAAUUGCCUUAACCUCCAGCUGUGCCAACAUUAGUGAGUUUGAUUAAAAUUACCGAAUAAAGUGAAUUAUUUGCCGGUUAAAUUUCACCUUCACCAAAGGGUGGACACCCUGAAUUUGUUGCUGAUUCCAUGCUUACAGUUCAGGCGGAUGAGUGAAAGGUGUAGCAAGGCCGUGAAAAUGGUGGGGGAGAUGCAGCGGUCUAGGUCACAGCUCCAUGGAAUAUCAGGGCUCACAACGUACCCGCUAAAGUCAACUACGUGACGUAUGCAUGUACUGUACCACUGAUCUGGAAACUAGCACUGGAUAGUGAAUGCACUAUGCCUUGAUGAAGCCAGUGGCGGCCAUGUUGGUGUGACCAGCACAAAUCUUCUGUGGUAUUGCUGAAAUGUUUGAAGAGCUUCAAACAGUUUUCGUUAUUGUUGGGAAAGGACACGUCUAGAUAGUUUUACGUCAGGUUUACGUCACUAAAGUUCAAUAAAAUACUCAACAGCCCCCCCCCCCCCCCCCCACACACCUAAUAAUUUUCCAUACUUAUUUUGAUUUAUUAUAUUGAGAUAGAUACGCUAUAUAUUAAGCUGUGAAUUAGUCAUUGUAUUUAAAUUUCAGUGCACGUAAAUAUAACUUUAUACCAGUGUCAUGCGUAGACCUUAUCCAUAAUUCGCAAUACGCGUCCUGUAUUCUAGGAAACGGGAAUGAACACUGGAAAAUUGGGAAAACAUUUUUUGUUGCCGUCUAUUUCGGCGUUUUCAACCGCGACUUGUAAAUUUGCAACUUUUAAUUGCAUUUCUAGGUCAGAGAUAACUCAUUUCUAGGUCAGGGAUUUCAACAUUUCCCCGUGCUAGCAUACCCCCUUCCCAGUAACACACGCCUUCGGCGUUCGCUCCCUCCACCUCCCCCAAUCCAAAAAUCAUCCGCAGUCCCUGCGACGGACGCCCUUCUAGCCAAAAUUACCCGGGGCCUCUCUGAGGUAGCCAGUCCGCCCCUGCACAUCAGAACGCAUUGAACUGUAUUAGACUGUAUUAUAGACUGCAUUGGACUCCGCUAUUAGCUUAUGUAUCAAUUGCUUCUCUCGCCUACAAGAACAUUGUUGUUAUUUAAUUCUUAGCUCCAAGACAUAAAUGGUUUGUGUAGAUUUUCUGUUCUUGGCUGCCUUGUUCUUUCCAACAAUUGCUUGGACUGGAGUGAUCUCGAAGGUCUCCAUCAAACACACAUCUUAGAACUUAGUCUUCAUGGAAAUCCAAGGCUCGAGAAAGAUCCUUAUUGUAAGUUCACGAGAAUGACGAGUUUAGAAUUUAAACCUUGUAUAGAUAAACGUUUUAUGCUGUGGAGAAUCUUACGCGGAUCUACCAGUGACGGUAAACAUGCAAACACUCUCGGGCACAUUCAGUCGUCAGGACAGGUUAGAUAACAUCUGGGGCCGGUUGUUCAACCGACAGUUGCCAGACAGUUGCUGCGUCAGUUGCCAGAUAAUAUACAUCAAAGUGCAAUUUAUUGUAAUUCUCCUGUUUUACAGUUAUGACGUCAUAAGGCGCCUGGGAGAGUUUUGCCCCGGGUCCCGCGCAACCUUUUGCGUAGAGGGUGUCCAUUAUCAGCCUCGCCCCCAGGCUCCAACUCAGACGCGCGGGUUCCGACGCAAGCAGUGGACGGCCCUGGAUUAUCAAGUACUGGCACCUUUAUCAUUUUUGGCAGUUUAUAUCCUGGAUACUGUAGGGUACAAUAACAAUCCCAUUUGGAGCCAUAAUGUAGGCAGGUAUGCAUCUCCUCUGAAGUCUCUGUAUAGUAGUGUCUCCUUUCCUUGUAGCCUGUUAUAAUAUAUUGUCCAUUUUAUUGUAAUUUUGCCAGAUCGAAUGCAUAUCAUUGAUUGUCUUCCUUUGGUAUGGAUGCUGGAUGGCAGACUCAUAACAUGUAAGCAUUGAAAAACUCUGCAUGAUCAUAAUAGAAAUCGUUCUUCAGCAGCAGGAUGUUGUUGCUUCUUUCGAUUUGUUUUUCAGUUCAGCUGUUUAAUGAAAUUAUUUUUUUCAAGUUUUGCUUUCACCUGUGGGUUAAAAGCUAACAAAUUAAUCCCCGUAUAGUUUCCUCCGCAGGCAAUCUCAGAUCUCUCUAGGGGUUAUACGUAUCACAGACACCUCUAUAGAACACCGCGGAAAAACGUCUGCGCAUGCACCAAAUUAUGAAAAUAUGGCGGGGAAUUUGAAUAUCAAUUUCUAAAACAAAAACAUGCUUAUUAAUUGGUCAAAAUUAGUAAAACAAACGAGAAAAUAUAGCAAAUGGGUAGACUAGACAUUAGUUGAAAGCGUCCUGUCAUUUAAAGUAUGCAAUGAAAUAUAAUUCAUGUAAAAAAUUGUUGAUUUUAACGGACACGACUUCGAAAAUUUUUGCAAAAUUAUUCAAAACAAAAAUUCAAACUCAAAAGUUAAGAAAACUCUCGAAAAGUUAAGCUUCUUAACCCACUCAAAUUGUAGAAUAAAUCCUAAAGUUUAAUUAUUGUGAACACGAAAAUUUUUUAUAUUUGGCGACACAGUUUUUUUUAAAGAAAUGUACUCAAACGAAAAUUCGGAAAUUGUCGUUGCUUAGUUGAGUAAACAAAAUGUUUCAGACGAUAAAUUUGUCAACAAUCACCUUUAGUUCAUGUUCUUGUACAAUACAAUUUCUUGAACCUUCUGGCUGUAUUUAUUCCUAGUUUUUAGAGGUAAGGUUGGUUAGAUUACAGGUAAGGUUGACGCAUGCGCAGACUUUUUCCGCGGUGUUCCUCUAUAGAGAUGCCUGUGAGGAGGCUUUGACAUUCCUGAAUUCAUUAUCAGUGAAAAUAGCAUGGUACUGAACAUGUAUAGACUUGGAAGAUAUAGUGUAUAUAUGUAUUGUAGCGACUUCUAUAGUGUUACCCAGCACAUAGUUUAAACGUUUUACAGUGGAGGGUCAAAACCAAGAUUAGUGCCCAGUGUGGGCUUCGCAGAGUAAGAUUUAGGUCAUCAGGUAAGGUUAGGUCCCAGUCUGAGCUAUACUAACUACAGAAAAUAUGCCUUGCUGUUACCCAAAUACACAGAAAUGUUAUCGUUUUCAUUUUUAGGUUUGCAUGAGGGGGUGGGUCACUGGUCCUGGUGUGUAGCAACCUCAAAAAUGCACUUUGUAUUUACAAAAAUAUAGUGGGUGUUUAUGAUAUUGAUAUGGCACACUUCGACCCAUGAUGAACAUUGCAUUUUAUUUCUUUAUCAUCUAUUUUGAUUUGAUAUAUAGCUGCAGAAAGACAGCAAGUACGAAAGUUCUUCUCCGAAAGUGAACUAACAGAACGUCCUGUGGUAAGAUUCAUACUGCAUUAGAGAUGGAUCAUCCGCCUAAUAGAUAAUCCAAGGUUGACGAAUCUUGGUUCUUACAUAUUUUUUUUAUAUCUUUUUAUAUUAUGUAACAAGCUUUUUGGCAAAAAUCUUGAGUCCUUGAAUCUUCUUUUAUUAUUCUCCACUUUGAAGUUGUGAAUUUUAACAUGACAUUUGACAUGAAUUAGUCCAUACAGGGCGUGAAAUAACGGCUGGAGGGACGCCGGUCAAGGUGACCGGCCAACUCAAUUUUAGCUCGGACAUACCGUAUUUCUGGCCGGUCAUAUUAUUGUAAAUUCAAAUGAUGACAUUAUUCUGGAACGUUGUUUGAAGUUAUCAUUACAUAUGACGUCAUCAAAGUUUAGUUCAAAGUAUAGCUCAAUCCUCUAUUGUAAAAAAUCUUAUUAUAUUAAUAUAAGAAAUAAGAAAUAAGAAGAUUAUAUCUAUAACACUGAGAUAAUCCGUACUGCCGUUUGUAGUGUGAAAACCAACUCACUGGCAACAUUGGUUGUGGGGUCAAAUCAUGCUGAUAAAUUGUCCAUAUAUUUAAUUUCAUUUGAUUCCUUAUUGAUGCACUAUAACGGAUUAUUUAUUUGUUUAAACCGACGAGUAUAUUCUGUGUCGUUUCUUUGCCGAAAUUUGUUCAAACGGAUUGUUGAUCUCUACUACUGUAUAAAUUUGACAAUAAUUUUUCAUAGAGUUACGUUAUUCAAAUUUCUACUUAUUUUCGUCUGAAUUUCUUAGCGUCACAAGAUAUCAAGGAAGAAACGUUUCACUCCAACUCCUCUGCAAAAUCUUGCAGUGACUGGUGUCUUUGGUGAGAAGGUGAAUAUGAAUUCAUACGAUAGUUCCCCUACAAAAUGUCUAAUUUGUAUUUUGUGAUACUUCAUAUUUUAAGUAAAAUCCCAAAAGGCUAUUCGCAACAUAAAGUCAAGAUGCAUUAGAAUUUGAAUCAGCAUAAGGACCUAUUCAGAGAUCUGGCAGGGGGCUCUAACGUACCGAAUUGAGUAGAGUUGAUCCUGAACUACUACUUUGCUAUCGCAAUAAUAUUAUUUAGUUAGGCUAAUUAUACAUUACAAGAAUGUCUUGUGUCUCUAAAUAUGAAUUUACUUUGUGCUCUCACUAGUUUGCUUAAUAAAUCAAUGCACGAGUCCCAGUUCCUCUUGGGGACAAACAACUACCUAAUAGCUAUACUUUUACCCUAGUAAAUGACUGGCACGAGCCCGAGUACUGAUAGGGAGGACUGCAACUAGCAAUGUAGUGCACAGUAGAUUCACAGUAGAAAGUUUUAGAUUUGACGAGUACGACGUAACGACCACUGCAUAAUACGAGAUUCUUUGUUUGGAUAUACUCGCCAUCUUCUUGCGCCAGUACGCACGCACGCCAUAAUCUCGUAGUAUAUAGUAAAUUACUUUGUUUUAGUAUGAGUCUUUUCAAAAAACCCGUUGUCAAUUAACGGCUACGGGAUUUAUUAUAUGAUGACGUAUCCAAAUAAACGAAUGUCCUAGUUAUACUCGUGGUUUAAUUUAAAGCUCUCUAUUAUUAGCAAAGCGACAACCCAGAACGCUGGGUAUGCAAAUUGCAGAUCGAGUUAACUUUAGGUUGACAAUAUACACUCACUCUUUUGUUUUUAUUCCAUAAAUAAUAUACUGUCAGUAUACUGUAAAUAAUAUAUAUUUAAAAUCUUGUACUGUCCUUUUCACAAGCUGGGUCUGCAUAUUUUUCCCAUAGACUGAACACUGGAUGAAGAGAUUUUCUUUACACGAGAAAUUAACGCAAGGUAAAGUACUGUUAAACUUUUACCGCGGUCAUUGGAAAUUACUCGGUGUUCACUAUAGUUCUCAGUAUAUUUUAUAUCACUCAUCGUUGAUUUUUAGAGAUUUUAUGUAUGACUUGAGCGGUGUAGAUUCACUAUGUUGAUUGCGUUCACGCAUUCCUUGCAACGAGAGCUGAAGCGAACGACAUUUUUUAUCAUUGGAUUAGAUUAAUGACGAAUGUUAUCAGUUAAAGUUGUCAUCAGAUGACGUUUCCAUGCACGUAUUUUUCAAAUAGCAUGCAAUGAUUCGCAAUCGCAAAACACCUGCCAUGGCGUAGCGGUAGUUACAGGUUUUUGGCUGAGUCGGACUUCGGUAUCGCAUAUACUCUGUGGCUAAAUUAUGUACGCAUGAUGUCCGUGUUGUGAAAAACUUCGCUUGCUUAAUCAGAUUUCUAUAAUAAAAGACUAAAAUAUCUCUUCACUGUAUAUUACAGAUAGAUUAUUACCAUUCAGUUAAACUUAUUGUUAUAAUGGCAAUAAUCUGUCUAUAAAUAUACUGUACAGUGAGGAGUCUUCGCCAAAGAAAAUAAGUAUGAUUGUCGACGAUGCAUUUCCAGGAUUAUUACAGGGGAUAAGAUGUUUCCGAGAAAUAACGGGCUUUUUGCCUGAACGUAUAUCUGCAGGAUGUUGAUAUUACCGUUUAGCGCAUUCAUAUCUUACCUUCUAUCGCGUUCUAUACGUCUCUGCGGAGGAGAGAGAUGUUGCCGAAAGGUUUGUGUGAACCACAAUAAAUAAACUUGAUAUGUUUCUUCGGGAUAGUUCCAUAAGGUCUCUGGAGUUCCAGUAAGGCCCAUUUCUUAUUGGUCCAGUUUUACUGCAGGAGGAAACCGGAAUACCUGAAGAAAAACUACGACCAAAGUCGACCAAGGCGUUAUAAAAGAAUGCAUGUAGGAAUUGAACCAAUGCAGCCCCAGAGGUGGUGGCAUUAACUACUCACUCACCAACACUCCCAUGUCUCCGUGUUUCGUUAUAAUCCAUUCAUUUGUUUUGUUCAUUCGCGUUCUUGACUUUGAACACAAGAGUAAACUCUAAAUUGAUAUCGUAAAUAAUUUCCAUUCAACAGAACUGGACAGAAGACGACUUCGUUACUUGGCCUUCAAUUUGCAAGAAGAAUUUCGUCUUCAAUCACAAUUUUCCAACAGCAAUGAAAGGUGUAGAUUGAAACUGUGUUAUCAUUUUAAAAAAUAACAGUACAUUUAGGGUUACACUUACAUGCUUAAUAUGUUUUCCCGUUUCUCUAUCGUCUUGAUCACAGUCACAACCCUAUGCUAACCUUGUUGUGCGCGAAACAUGACAUGACGCAAUACAUGUAUAAAAUAAAUGAUAAAUUUGAAAACGGUAGGCCACAUAAAAAAAAUAGUUGGUUAGCGUCCUUAGCUUUUGCCAAAAAGUGGGCGGGCGGGCGGGCGGGCGGGUUUUUUAAAAUUUUUACUAAUUUUUAACGCCUUGGUUUUAGGUCCGAAACUGGAUUUUCAUGCGCAGUACAGAUAUUUUUUUAUGUAUUUCAAAAUAUGAUUCAUACCGUCAUUUUCGCACGCAAUUUCGCCACUUAUUAACACAAUCGACUACAGUCAACAGAAAUACUACAUAUAUUAGAGCCCAUUGAUCAAUAAAAGUUGUGUUUUUUUUAAAUAAAAAAUUUAAAAUAAUCCUGAGCGGGGCCUUUUUUGUGGGCGGGCGAGGACGCUAACCAACUAUUUUUUUAUGCGGCCUUAGAGAAAAAAUAUAGGCAAACAAAUAUCACAUCCGUGCUUGGCUCAAUAUAUUACGUACCGCAACCUUCAGCAGAGCAUUGACGGACCCUUUGACAUGAACAUCGUGAGUCCGGAAUAAAAAUGGCACCCACAAGGUGUACGUCAUUUGUGCUGACAGCUGGGCUUCUUGUCAUUAAAUUUAAUUGCUAUCUUUUGAACUAAUAUUGGUGAGCUAACGUUUCCCGUACAUACUUGUGGACGUGUUGUGUUUCAACAGGAAAACAGAUGAAGAAAUAUUUACAGCAGUUGUUGAGCAACGAGAAAAUGACAGGGAAAAAAGUAACAUGUUGUUACUUCUUUUAGUUGUAAGUAUGCUCUUGCAUUGCUUUUAGUUCUAAACGCCUGUUUACACUUGCAAUUUUUGCUGCGAUUUUAGGUGCGAUUUUCGUCUUCUGAUGGAUGUGAACGAGUGGAUGAAUACGAAUGUUCUGAGUAUAUGUUCCUUCAUCUCAACAUUCGUAACUUAUCCACUCGUUCACAUCCAUCAGAAGAAGAAAAUCGCACCUAAAAUCACAGCAAAAAUGCAAGUGUAACUGAAACCUUAACUGUUCACCCUGUGAAUGGUGGGUCUAGUAUUCAGAGUCAAACUGAAAGCACGCUUCUCACAUGCGAGUCAGGUGAAGCGAGGUUGCAGAAGUGAAAUGCACUACUAUACAACUGUUUUCACUGACUUCCAUUAUAAGUUACGGCAUAUGCUGCAUCUAUACUGCAGUUAUAGGAAGCUGCCUGAAUAUGUACUACUUGUACAAAUUAUUGUUUAAUAUUCAGUUGCUUGGGUGCACUAUUGCAUAGGCCCACCAACGUCGGCUUCGCCGUUCCUCAUCAAUGGUAUAAUCAACAACGAAAGCUUGUUCCGUAACUAUAGUCACAUAGCCAUUGGCUAAACAGUUUUUCUGUAGUACUCCUGUCACAGUUUAAUUAAAAAUACACUCUCAUACAUCAACACAUAUUCUGUAUAAUCGAGGAAAGCUAGCUAGGAAAGCUAUAAUGGUAGAAAAUAUUCUUGACUAUUUUAGUAUGUUUGAUUUAAAAUGAAAUACCUGUUUAAAUGCAGUUUUGGUGGAACGAACAGGUGCAUGGGCUAUUGAUAGUAGUUAUAGUUACUGAUUUCAAUUCUCCCAAAGUUGCCGCCAUAGUUUGGCGCAAGCUUCACCAUGAACCAAAUGUCGCAAUACAAUAAAUACAUGUUACUAGGUAUAUAUGCAAUAAUACGAAGACGAAAAUUUUAAUAUUUGAAUUUUUUGGACAAAUCGUUUUGGUUGAAAUUGAAUCCUAAAUUAUUGAAAAUAAUUGUUUCUGGAGUGAACUUUUCUUUUGGACUUGUUUCAUUUUGAAUUAUUACUUUGAAAACACAAUCUCAAAGAAAGGAUAUUUUCAAUUGUCUACAUACUGUCCUAACGUGAAUAAUUUGAAUUUUCUUUGCAGGCUGCGCUAGAAUUUCAUAUUCCUGAGCAAGUUCUGCAACAAACACUAGAUAUUGCAAAGUUAACUAAAAUCGGGCAAGUAUCCGCAAUAUAUAUAAUCAAUAUAAAUAUUCAGAACCAUCUGUUACUGUGUUAGCAUUAAAUAUCUCUCCAAUGACAUUGGAUUUCAGAUAUGUUUGUUUAAGUGUUAAGGAUUCUCCUAAUUAUGGUGAAGGGAUUCACCUAAAAACGGAUAUUCUGAAAGUUGUCUUUAAAGCCUAUAUCUUAAAAGUAUAUGUUUUGUAACAUCACAUUGAAUUAUACUUUAUGACCAUGCCUAUGGAUAACUUACAUAUACAUACAGUAUUGCUGAAUGCCAAAAAAUAUUUACUUCGAAAAGUGAACUGGAAUUUGACUGGAAUGGGCAUCAAGCUUGACUAAGACGAUCGCCCGUAUUCUAAAAGCUCACUCACACUCACACUCAAUGAGUGGAGGUUCAAUCUGAGCUUCUCUUGAGUGUCAAUGCUGUUUUUUGAAUAGCUGGAUGGUUAGUGUCGUACCUUACUAUGUGACUACUCACCCUCCAGCUAUUCAAAAACAGCAUUGACACUCAAGAGAAGCUCAGAUUGAACCUCCACUCAUUGAGUGUGAGUGAGCUUUUAGAAUACGGGCGGUAGUCAUGUUUCAUUGUGGACAGUAAAUUUUAUGAUUGCUCUUCAACACUUUGAAUAAUAAAGAUUGUUUGCAUUAACUAUACAAGCACGAGCUGAAGGGGAGUUCAAUGAAAUGACCAAUUUAGUUUACAGGAUGCUAACUAGUUUUAAGCACUUAUGGGUGGUAUAAUAUUGUUGCUGCGUGCACCUCAUUAAAUAUUGGUUUUCUGCCACAGGUCACAUAAUACAAAGGACUUAUUUUUAUUACCAAAGAAACAACAAUGUUCUAUGGCGUCCUUACUUCUGUCCGGAGUUAAAAUUGAUCGCGAUGCGAGGCGUGUAAGUAUGUUGGUAAUCUUUAUUUUGUUUAUAAGCAAGAUAAUCAUAAUCUGGUCUCUCUAGUAUUCAUAUUCCCCCCACCAAAUCUUACCUUUCUACACACCUUUCUGCUGUCUUCACACCGUACGUGUUUUCUACUUCCACAUGUCAUUGGCAGACGAUGUCGAUCCACCAUCAUACUGUUGUUCCAUUUCGUUCAUCACCUCCAUUCUAAAAUUACUUCUAGUCAAGUGGGUCUUUGCUAUCCUGAUUCUCUGUUGAAACAAACCUCUUUCUCUCCAACUUCUGAACAUCAAUUUUUGCAUCUACUGGUUUGUGCUGUGUUGCUACAGUCGCUGAUGGUAUCACUUUACAGUAUACAUUACUGUGGAUAUGAUCAAAUGCCCUUUACAUCAAGUGUUAUGCUUACCUAAUUACACAUUUAGCCUAGAUUAUUUUAUCUUUACAACGAUUAUGAUAUUACUUUCCUAACUGUGUUUAUCCUAACCCUCCCUGCCAACUUUCCCUGUGGAAGGAAACCGGAGCACCCGGAGAAAACUCUGAUCUCGGAGGUGAAAGGCGCUUCCUCUGACCAUGGAUAAUAAAAUAAAUGGAUUGGAAACUUCUGACGUCAUUGACUGCAUCCUUGUUGAAAAACGUGACGUCACGCGUAUUGCGAAUGCUACCAAAGUUAUCGGCAUAUUUGUUGUUUUGCUAUAUUUUCCACUUUAAAAAGGUGAUCUUGAAGCAUAAACUGGUCUAUAAUUGUUUUAAAAACAUGCCUAAGCCACGACAAAGUAUUCAAGGUAAAUGUUUUUCGUCUUUGUUUUGUAUUUUUUUACAUUUGUAGCUACGAAAUUGGCGUCACAAAUUUUAACGAAAUUUGCGAUGUAUUUUUCACUGUUUAGUCCUUGAAAUAUUUGCUAAAAUUGACUGGGAAUACUUAGAGUUUUCAUCGUAGAAUGGCGUGGUUACAUUUAUUUGCUAUUUGACUAAAAUGUUUAGCUGUAUUAUUGCUAAACAUGCCGUUUUUGAGAAUUUGAUUUUCAACUAGGUUGAGGCAUCCAACCACGCCAUCAAUCCCAGUAAAAACAUUAGGUCAUGUCAGCUAGUUUCCUAUCCAUUUAUUUUAUUAUCCAUGCUCUGACAUACCGCGCCAACGAAACCCUAAAAUUUAUGCUGCUGCCUGCUGGUUCAGCGUUGGGAAGGAGGCGGCUUACUGCUAUAUUGUGUACCGCUCCACCUGCAAUGCUGCUUCAAGAUCAUGUGCUGCAAAAAAUAAAUAGAAAUUCUUAAAAGGUAAUACAGGAGUUUAAAUGAGAAGAGAAUGAUAAAAGAAAGGAAAAGAGGAACGUGGAAGAGAACGGAAUACAGGGCUGCAAAUAAAUAUUUGACUUGACAGGACAUUUGUCCGAUCACUUCUAAUUUUGGUCGGACAUAACUUGAAUUUGGUCGGACAAAAACCAACACCACUAAAUUUGGUCGGACAUGUACUGUAUAGUAUACGUCACAAGAUAUAUAUAAGUCACGAGACAAGUAUGUAUAGCCAUUCCGGCGCAACGUUAAGUAAAAUGCUAGAAUGCCUCGCAAAUUUUAUUGAAAAAUGCAAAUUGAGUGAAUUUGCAAUCGGAUUUUGUCACAGCAAAAAAAUGUAUAAUGUGACAAUUUUUUUUUGUGAUCGGACCAAUGUCCGAUCAAAAUUACUUUUGCUCGGACAUUUGCCAAAUUUAGGCGGACAUUGUCCGAUGUCCGACAGUAAUUUGCAGCUCUGGAAUAGCAAUGGAAAGUUUAUUUAAAUAAUUAUUUUACACUUUUUAUAUUUCUAUUAUUCCAUAUCAGGAUGAUGGACUUUACGACUGUCUGUAUCUAUGUUUGUACGACCUCGUUUCUGAAUGGCAUAAAUUAACGAAUAACCAUAACAUCCCGAGGUAAGGAAACUGUUUGAUAUGCCUUUCCAUUAAUUAAUUUGGAUGUUUUAGGAAAUUUUUGCGCAUUUCAACUCGUCCUAUUUUAGUAGAAAAUUACAUUAUUGUUAUUGCCGAUGUUCUCUAUAUGUAUUUUGCCAUUGUUAUGUUUAUUAAAGGAAAAGUGGAGUGAGAAAUAUUUUGGCAGCUGAGGUUGUGCAGUUGUUUUGCAUUGUCCCAGCAUUUCUUAUGCUUCUUGAGAAAGAUACAGGUACAGCCCAGUUUGUGUGUUUCUUUCAGUAGCGUGUUGAAAUAAAAGUCUGUAUAGGAUUUUAUUGGGACGAAAUUCACUCUCCAACACAGGAUCACUAUUCAACCUCGCAAGCCAGGCUUUCCGGUUCCCUCCCAAACACGCUGCAGCGUAAAUACGUUCCAGCGUAAACACGUUCCAGCGUAAACACGUUCCAGCGUAAACACGCUCCAGCGUGUUAGGGAGGGAAGCGGAAAUAGAGAGCCUGGCUUGCGAGGUUGGAUCACUAUUAUUGUGUAUUUUAUUGAUGAUAUGUUCUUGCUCCAAGAACAGGGUAUAACCGAGACAGAGGGAGCAGGAUGCAUUUUACCCUUUCCCAAUUAGCCUUUCUCACGCGGGCCAAUAUCCAUCAUUUUUGGGGUCAUUUUUCGAAACUGAAAAUUUUUCUUACUGUCUUCCCUCCUCAAAGAAUCUAGACAAUUAAAACAACAAGCGACUUUUCAGAGUUGUAACUGUAAAGUUACCAUUAUACACACAACUACAAAGUCGCAUUUCGCGGUGCGCACACACUCAGACCUGAGAGAGGCAGUACCAUCCCAAAAAUGGCGGAUAAACCGAGCGCGCGAAAGGCUAGUUAUGACGUUACAGGUCCCCCAUGCCCCCGGGAAAGUCUAGAUCCGGCCCCCGCAUAACCUCUCGGCGACCCUUUGUUUUGGUAGCUCUCGCCACCAACUGUGAUGUUUCAGUGACGGUGUUCAUUGAAUCACAUAUUAACAUUGUGCAAGCAAUCACAGAGGCAGUACUUUAUAGAAGAUAACUACUGUACUAGAAACCACUAUUGAUAACCAGAUAACUACUGCAGUUACGCUGCUUGUACAUGUCGGAACCAGCUAUCCAGCCCUUGCGAGUGACGUCACAACCGCUAUUUUGGGUGGCAAAUGUUUAGAGCUAGAUGACAUACACAGCAUCCAUUAGCCUUCAAAAUUUCACAGAUUUACUAAUCGGUGGAGCUCCAAUAUUAUCUUGAUUAAUACGAAUUCAGAAAGGCAAUUUUUUGGCAAAUUCACGCAGUCAGUCGUUUCCUUUGCAGUCUGUCAUUUUUGCCACCCAAAACCGCGUGAUUUCUUAACGUGACCUGAUAUUCGCGCGUGACUGCAAGACGUAACUGAAGAAAAUGUCUUGAACUGCACACAAAAAAUGCCUUACAGUAAUUUUAGUGUAUUUGUCAAUCAAAUUGAAAAGUGUUUUACAUGAUCUUUUAUUUGGAAGGUUUGUUAGAGCUUGUAUCAUCAGCAACAAAAGAGCCUGAUAUUGCUGAACAGUUGUACAGUCUGGUAGCGGAAGAAAAAAGUAAAGGAGUAAGUCGGAUAUUUAUUGUUUGUAGCUUGGUAGCGUGGUUUUAUACUUCAUUUCAGAGUUUCGAUUUCUGAUUAUAAUUUUGCCUGAGUUGACAUUCGAGAUGAGUGAUUGCAGUUUGACUCUUCCAAACACCUUGGCCAGCUGCGCCUGAGUGCAGGUUACAGCUUAAACUAAACAGAUCCUGAUCCAGGGUAGCAAGCACCCAAGCUUUUAAAAUUAUUUUUUCAGAAUAGUGUGCACAAAUUUUUAAUGAAUUAUAUUUGCAAUAAUUCUCGUAGAUUUAUUGCCCGUCUUCGCGCUAAUGCCAUUCUGUUAUUAAAAAAACGCCAAACUGUCCAAAACCUGGCAAAUUUUAUUAAAUUAUUAACUUUGUGUAUUCCGAAUAAGAGGCGAAAUUUUUAGACGUAAAAUGAAAAAUACAGGAAAUGGAUAUGUCACAUGACUGCAUUUACUUUUUCACGGUAAUUAUAUAAGGUAUCUGCAAGUGACAAUGACCUGGCUUGUCACAACUCAUGGCCAGAUUUUGAGGGGAGGUGUGGGGAGGUCGGCACCUCCCCUGAGAUCGUUUUGCACCUCCCCUGAGAUUUUUUGCACUUCCUCUGAAGUCGUGCACCUCUCCUUGGGAAAGUUUAAAUGAUAGAUCAAAGUGAAAUUUUUAUACGUUGCGUAGAGUCUACACUUGAAAACUGAACUGAUAACUAUUCAUCAUCUCUGUAUCAAGUGCCCUUUUAAUGGAAUAUUUCGAAAUAAACUUUGUAGUAAUGCAAUGAAAAGCAAUAUUGAAUGGGUCGUACAGUCAAAAUUCAUAAAUACACUGAUACAUAUGUACAGUACAUGCAUACGUCAUGUACUUGACUUUAAUAGGGGGCUACAAUCUAAGUCCUAACAUUCCAUGGUGGUCGUGGGCUAGACGCUGCACCUCCCCUAAAAAUAUUUUCACCUGUCCCAGCAUUUCCACCAAAAUCCGGCCUUGUUACAACCAUGUGGCAGUCAGGUAUUGCAUUAUUUAACUUUCUAAUGUUAAAUGAUUCUCAAAAACAAGAUCGUGUAAAUGCAAGGAUUAAUUUAGAUUAUAAAUUCACUAUAGACAAAGCCUGGUGAACUGUUGCAAGAAAUGGGUUCGUACAUACUCAAGAAAGUGCACAUGAAAUGUUUUCAAUUUCUACACAAACCUGGAACUAAUAUUCUCCCCGAGAAACCAAACCCGCCUUUAAGGACUUCGAGUUAUACAAAAUCCGUAAGUAAAAUCAUUGCCUGCAAAGCAGGCGCUUGCCUGCUGAGUUAGAGUAAUGACUUCAGUCAAUGCCCGGUUGGCCUUCAGUUAAUGCCUUGCCUUGCUUCACUUACAUAAUUAUAACGAACGACUGCACAUGAAGAGGACUAAGAUAUGACUUUGGCUUCAUUUUCAGCAUGGCUGCAGAUGUUGGGGAGUCCUGCAUAGUCUAACUCCAAAUUCAAAACGUGCGCUUCAAAAUUUCAAAACUUGUUGAAUUAGCCUUUCUCACGAUGACGAAUAUCCGCCAUUUUUGGAUGGCAUCUGCAUGUGAUUCUCGUUAACCAAUGCAGACAAUUAAAACAAUGUGAAAAGCAAUUUUGUAAAAUAAACUAACCAUUUACAAAGCAAAUUUACCAUCAUUCGUCCAGAAAAUGAUCAAAAGUCACUGUUAUGUGGACUUAUCUCGCAGACUUCGGCAGAAAAGCCACCGAAAAAUGACGGCGUGAGAAAGGCUAAUUAAGUUUCUUGACGUUACACAGUCACAGGCCAACUUGAAAAAUCAAAUGGAGGCAGUGCAGCUAUAGUUACCUAAGAGUUAUCUAAUAUUUAUAGUUAUCUAAGUUAUCGCAGACUUGGGCAGAAUAAAGCCACCCAAAAAUGACGGCGUGAGAAAGGAUAAUUAAGUUUCCUGAAGUUACACAGGCCAAGUUCAAAAAUCAAAUGGAGGCAGUGCAGCUAUAGUUAUCUAAACCUGGAGUUAUACUGCAUGGUUGACAACUCGAAAUAUCCUUGGUUACCUCCAAAACUGAGCCAUGCACCUAUAGUUCUUCUCAUAUAAAUACUAUUUUUAGACUGAACUCAAUAUUGAACAUUUUCACUGUAAUUUGACAUUCACCGUGAAACAAUUGGUACCUGGAAACAGUUUGACAAAGAUUGAAAAUUAGAUCAAAUUGAUUGAAAUUUUAGUCUUUGGAAUGAAGAGCUUGCUCUAUUACACAUUAAAUCUUAGAAAACAAGCUUUCUGGGACGAAGCGCUUAUCCAGUUUUCGUAUAUAUUUAGCUGAACACAAAGAAUGAAGCACCACAGCGUUCCCAGUCUGCAUCAGGCUUUACACGACGGCAAAAUAUACCCAAAACUAAACAGUAAGUUUCCAUAUAUAUAUUGUUAUGGACUAUACUAUACGUUACAGUCAUUGCAUGUGUACUCGCAGGUCUGGUGUACACACUAGCUUCUAUAGGCGACUGAGAUUAUGCAUGGCUACCAGUUAUGCCAGGGAAGGGGAAUGCAUGUUAUUAAUCAAUGGAUUUGUAUCCUAUUGAAGGGGAUCAUGUUAUGUGGUAUCAAGUUUCUGGACGUCUCGCUCGAUAGAACUAACAAUUCGUCCAUUUUUCGCAGCUAUCCUCCUAGUUAGGUCUGAAAAUUGUAUUGAAUUGCUUGAAAUUUCCAUCUACAAAAAUCCUUCAACUAUGAAGUAUCAAGUGCAUCACAGUGCAUAUAUACUCUGUUCCACGUCCAUUUUAUCCAACAUCUGGACAACGGACAAUUAUGAUAUUUCCUACAAGCAUUUUCUACGUUUUAUUAUCGUAGUGAUAUCACAGGAAAGAAGAUUAGAACAUCUUUGUCUCCUAACGUGAAGUCAUUAGAACGGUUACCAGGUUUGUGAUGUAUCAAGACAUCUUGUCUAGAUAUCGUAUAGUACGUAUGGAUAGGUUACCGAUAAUGCGGCUAAUUUCUUGUCAGAUAUAACAGUAUAAAGUGUCACAUGUUAGUAGAAAAGUAAUAUCAUUUGACUGUUUGAUAACCAUGCACAAUCAUGUAUUUUUAGCAUUGGGGGAUCAAGUUAUAACAAGUGAUCAGGUAAACGAAACUUGAAGCUUCCCAAUUAAAAGUAUUUAAUGAUAUACUUUGAAAAUAAUUCAAUUUGAAAUCAAGCUCUUCUUGGUUCCAUUGACACUAUAUAGUACAAGAAGAUGUUAUGUCCUUAAGAUUUUCUCUUCACUCUAGAGUUGUGGCCAUAUUGCAGCCAUGCCCGAGAAGAACAUUGUUUUAGUAAAGUUGGAUAGGUUUCCAGGUAAACAUUCUUUUGAGUAGUACAUUGGCUCAACCAGUGCUGCGAGUAACGUCGUUACAAGUAACUAGUUCCAUACCAUCGUUACUUUUUUGAGGAAUUGUAACGGUAACUAUAGUUAGCUACCUUUUGGGAAGGUAACUUGUAGCGUAACUAUAGUUACAAAAAUUGAUAACUAGUUAUAUUCUGGCCCCGAGAGAACUGUUACUUUUGGCGAUAUCCAACGUACUAAAAAGCUGUUUUAUCCCACAUUUCGGCUACGCAAAGUUGUCGCUCACUAUUGCACCCACGGGUUCGAAUAUUUUUCAUUAUGCCGUUGCAGUGCUAUAGAUAUCACUGUGCCAGAUUUUCAUCGAACUGAAUUCUUUUUCUGAUUAAAUUAAACAAUUUUUUCGUCUAAUUCACUUCGUGUUGACAAUUGACAUAACUCAAAGCAUAAAUCGUAGUCUGACAUUAUAAUAUAUGUUUGACAUAAGUAUCGCAGCAAUUUUUUAUGAUAAAGUUUCGUAAUUAGUAACCAUGCACUUUACAAAAAGUUAUAUAAAUGUAACUUAAAAUAAAAUAAAAGAUAAUAAAAUAAAAAUAAAACAGAUGAGCUGAGGGAAACUAUUUAUUAAGUGUUGUUACGGAAGCGAGCCAAGAUGGCUGAUUUUUCUUGUGUAAACACAAAGUUAUUUAAACCGCGCCAUACCUGGGAGUUAUGAGGGUCGUGCGAAAUAAAAUAAAAAACCAAAUAAAAAACUCUUUUGAGCGGGAGACUUACAGCAAGUGUAGUUCGAUUCUUGUAGGAAGGCAUUUAAAAUAUUACAUUUAAAAUAUGCUUUGCGCUCGAAUUUCCAUGUCCAAAAACCCAUUAACUUGUAGUUCUCUUAAACUUAGUUGUACCUGUUUUUUUCAGCUCAUGGUUUGCAACAGUUAAGCAUGAGGAAUAGAAGGGCGGAUAAUGGUAAUCGCUUUAUUUAUGUCAACAAAGAAUUGUUAGUUUGGAAUUGUCAAGGUUAUUGGAAAGUUCGGGAAACAACGAAAGGUUUGUGUUACUCCUCUUCACAUUGAAAUGUUAAUGUGUUUAUUCGUUUUGUGAAGCUACAAUAGUAUUGCUACUGUAACAGAAACGCUGAGUAAGUAGUGUGAUUUAGUGUGAAGUAAAUCUGCACAAAAAAUCAGGGACGAUCAUGCGACUGAGAUAAAAAUAGCGCAUACCUGUAUAGUUAACAUUCAACUUGAAGUUCAGUUAUAAUAUUUCAUGCAGUGGUAGUGGUGCAGAAGCUUCCUGCAAAGUUAAUGGAGCUUCGGUGGUGCAGUCGUCAGAGCAUGCGCCUUUCACCUCUGAGACCGUGGCUUCGAUUCUCGCUACGGACUCAUAUGAAAAGAGUCAGUCAACGCUUUGGCGAAAGUCGUGGGUUUUCCCCGGUUUCCUCCCACAGGGAAAGUUGACAAGGUGGGUUGGGAUAAGCACAGCUAAGAAAGUAUAAUAUCACAAUCGUUGUAAAGAUAAAAUAGUCUGGGUUAAGUAUGUAAUUAGGUAAGCGUAAUACUUGAUGUAAAGCGCAUUUGAUGAUAUCCACAUGUAAAUUUGCGCUAUAGAAAUGUUAAGAGGAGAUUUUUUUGUGUGUUACGUAACACGCGCUCAAAACUAAUGCGUAUAAUAUAGCACUUGAGGUUAUGACUAAAUUCAAAAUUUUUAUUUUUCGAUAAGUUUCUCAAUCGGCAAACAAACUUAAAAAGUAUGUUUAGUGUUUUAUCUGUAAAAUAAUGCUAAAAUGAAGAGAUUUUAGACUACGCCAAAGAGAAAAUUAUGUCUGAAGUUCAGUAAGUUUUGCUUAUAGGCCUAUGGCUUAAAUAUGGCGUCAAUUUUAAAGCAUCAUUGAUAAUUGUAUUUUAAUUGACAAUUUUUAACUAUUAUUUUAUGUUUCUCAACCGGCAGAUGCAUUUAAAAAGGUAGCUAACUGUAUAAACUAGAGAAUAAAGCAAAAACAAAGUGAUUCUGAGAGGAACGCCAAGGAAGAGGAACGGUUUUGAACAUUUUUCAUUGCAAAUACGUGACAUUGAAAAAAAUUGCCUCUUAAUCUUAAUCUUAAAAAUCUGGUUCAGCGGUUUGGUGCGGUAAUGAGUAGAAUAUUUGAAAAUGCUUUUAAAAUAAAAUCUACAUAUUAUCGCAUAUCGUGUCUUCUUGUUGAUUACCCGAACCUUGAGUGCACAUGCAAGAUGCUUCUGUUCGAAGUAUGUGUUGUAUAUAUAUUAUAUUUCUUCAACUUCUCGGCUGGAAUUAGAGUUUCUCGCUGGCUGAAGUAUGAAAGAAGCGAGAAACGGAUUUCUCACGCUGGGGGAGGGGGGAGGCGCAUGUCCUUAUAGACAUGGGCACACAGUGUAUAGCAUUCUUGUCUUUUUGCUGCCAAAGUGCAAGUCACACCCUUCCCAAUAAUUGUAGAACACAUUGAUAUUGUUUACUUAAUGAUAGGAUUUCACCAUAUGUAUUAUAGUAUUGUAGUUGUGGUUGAUAGUUAUAAUAAAGGCACUGCUGCACUUUGCGGUAGUAGACAUCUCGGCAACCCAGCGUGAGAAAUGGAUUUAAGAUGUUUAUCUUCGUGGUAGUCAGUCACAAUGACUGAUCUACGGGAAACAGUCUCGUUCCCAGUCGCUUUAAGUGACUUCCAGAUGGGUGGGGGGAGGUGCAUGGUUUGCUGAUUGUCUUGCAUCGCAGCAAAGCUCUUUCCCCAAUCAUUGAUCUAUAUGUCUCACUAAUAUGUGCUAAAUAACAGCCUGUGAAGGAGGCAGUACGGGGAGCUCUGGCUUGUUGCGCAAUAAAGGGCUCUAAUUUUUCAGUCGUAUCUCCUUCAUACCGGCUGCGCCUCUGUUUGUUUUCACCACUACCUUGCACUGGCUCUAAUAUGAGCCUUCUGACUUAUCUGGUUAAAAAUAAUCGCCACACAGUAUAUAGGCAAAGUAAAGUCCGGCCAGGUCACACCACACAACGAUGACGAUACGAUAACUUGUAAACACGCGAUGAUUGGUCCAAAAAAUUGUGUUGGUGUCUACACUACAACGAAAACGACAAAAUUAUUGUUUGCCGAUAACGAUUUUAAAACGAUUUUUAAAUCGAUGAUUGAUAAAACGAUGAUUAUGAUUAUCGUUAAAACGAAUCGAUAACGACAAUUUUUUAUCAGUUGGACGAUAACGAUAAAUUUUUUGACCAAUCAGCACUCGUACACAUGUUAUCAUUGUGUGGUGUGACCGGGCCUUACAUGUAAUAGAACUAAUAUCAAACCAGUUCAGACCGUGUAAAAUUGAUGGUGUAUUUUGAAACUACACAUCAAAAUGUUAAUGAAAUACUUCAUCGUUUCUUUUCACAGGAAAUAAAGGACAACCUCCACAAUCAGGGAAAGAAAGAAGUUCUGUAAGUGAGCUUUGCCGCAUUAGUUGGUUGGUAUAUAAGUAUUUAUGAAAUAUUAUAAGUUUCUUAUACAGUAUUAUUAUACAUUGUAGUCACUACGUCAACGUGUCUUCUAAUUGGCCAAUAGCUUACAGCUGAAUAUGGAAAUCACGCAACCUACACAUAACAUAGUUAUUUACUACCAGAUAACUGAGUUAUUUGUAGCUUGAGCCCGCGGUUAUUUUUCUAGAAAUUAAAAAGUUUCAUAUUUCUCACCGCAGGAAGCAUAUUUAGCCAACACGGUCAGAAAACAGCUACCUGUCGAAGUGUGGAUGUCAUUCUCUGCUUUACAAGAUUCUUCCAACAACCCUGAAAAAUGUGGAUCAGGUGCGUUUUGUUUUUUUAGUUCAUUCAUCUUUGAAAUAGUCUGCGCAACACAGUACAAGCCAAGUACAAGUUAGAUUUUCGCUUAGGAACUUGUGGUUUUAACACCUUAAUUUUACCCUUUCGUUUUCCAAUUCAAAACCUGUUCUAAGAAUUUCAUAAUUCUUUCUAGAGUCGAAUGGUAGCGCUAUUACACAACAUGUUCGAGAGUUAGUGAAAGAAUGCAUAGAACAUGCAAAUAUCACAAAUGAGACAUCUGUUCAAGAUGAAAUAUUUGAUCAAGAUGAUACAUCGCUUGAAAAUAAAACAAUUCGUGAAAAGAAAUUAUCCCUUGAAGAUGUAACUCAACCAGAGGAGGAAGAGAAAGAUGUUCAGGUAGAAAAUGUAUGCGAAGAAUACAGGUUGUACAAAAAAAGUUCACUGUUGUAAAUGGUCAUUAAACUGAAAACUCCGCAAAAUUUCUGAAGAACUUAUGUGAAUAUGGUUCAAGAAGGCUGUUUUUAAAACCCCCAUUAAAAGUGGCUUGCGCACAAGAAUGGAAGGUUUAAAACACAAUUUGAAUUCAUAGAGCGCAAGUUUAGAAAGUGCUUUAUGAACCAAAUGUUAAAGUACCAAAUUUGACGUAUAUUUAGUCCAAAGUUUAAAAAUUAUGCAAGAAAAGUUUUAGAGGUCUUGCUGAAGACUUAUAAUACGUCAUUAUCUGGUACUUUGAGAGUUCAUAAAACACUUUCCAAACCUGCACGUUAUGAAUUCAAUCUGUGUUUGAAACAAUGAAACCUUCCAUUUUUGUGCGCAAGCCACUUUUAUAUUGUGAUUUUUAAAACCAACCCUCCUGGAUUCAAAAGUUGAAAUUUUCAUAUUUCAGUAUAAGACCCUGAAAUUCCCAUAUUCACAUAAAUUCUUCGAAAUUUUGCGACGUUUUAAAAUAAUACACCCUGCAUAUAAUAUGCACGCUAUAUAGGUAAAUAUAUAUAUGCACUGCAUGGGUGGGUUUUCAUCGUUUACAAUCUAUAGAAAUCAUGACUUAAUUGUGAUAACUAUAUACUAAAUGUAAUUUUAACAUUUUAUAACAAGUUAGUACUAUAGCAAUUAAAAUAUCACGAAUAUCACGUGUUAUACGAAGAAAUAAACUGACGAAAACUGAUAUCUUUAUGUUUAUAUAUAGCUGAAUGAAACUACGAUACCUGCAGAAGGAAAAGGUACUACAUUCUUAUAUAUAGCAUCUAUUUCAUAAGAUAGCGAACCUUUAGAUAGUGUACAAAAGAAAUGAAUUAAUAUAUAAAAGUACCUCUGGAGUUCUAGAUGUCGUCUUCGCUCUGUUUAAAAUUACAGCAGACCAGUACAUGGUCACGCUUUGUGUCCAACGCCUGAUUUCAAGCUUCGAAAAGUGGUACUUGGCAAAUUGACUUAAUUAGUAAAGGUCUUGUCAACUAUAAAGCCCCAUCCUAAAACUGUAUUGACUUCAAUCAUAUGAUUGAUAAUACAACUAUACAAAUGAUCUGUAAAGUAUAUAAUUAAUUUUGACUGUCGUUGCGCGUUGCCGUCCUACAGUAAAGGUCCCUAAUAUAGCUUGCAUGGGUGAGGGUUCAAGCUAUAAACAGCAAAAGCUGAAAGGUGCCGCCUUAACUAUACUGUUGAUCCUUACAGACUCAUCAAAUACUGUAAGUAUAUUGUGUUAGUAAUUGAAUCAAACCUGUGUAAAGUGUAUACCCUUUAAUAUGACAUAAAUUUUAUAUGCAUGUGGACAAACUGCAUGCGCCUGUCAGAUGUGCCUGUUCUGUGGCCGAAUUUUAUUCAUCAGCCGACAAUCUUGUCGGCUUGAUAUGUGAACAUUUUCGAGCAAUUGCGUUUGAGCAAAUUAGCCGACACUCAAUUUUGACAAUAUGAAACAUAGGCGGCCUAACUCAAAAAAAUUUCUUCGGUGCCCCGGUUCCCUGUCGCAACUUGCAAGCUUCAAGUUUGGCCGCAGGGCCAACUGCGAAUUUUUUUGGCUACCUGCAAAAAAAUAAAAUAUACAGGCAUGCAUAACUGUGUUCAGUGAUAGUACUUUUAGUUGAAUUUCUCAUUCAAAAGCUCAACAGUAUUUUUAUACAUGGCCGGUUUUUUCGGAUCUUAAAAGUUCUGUGUUUAAUAUAAGAUUUACCUGUUCUGUAGUACAUUUAUACGACAAUGAGAAUAAAGACGAUUCUGAGCUGCCGGAAUUUUCAGCAGAUGACAACAUGAUAUCUAGGACAGAGAACGAAAGACUCGAAGCUUGGAAAUUCUUUAGACUACGAAAUCUUGAAGAACGUCCUGUCACUCAAACUCCGUACCCUACUGCAAGAGUAGAACCAGAAGGACACAAACACGAUGUUUAUACUAAGUCAGGAAAACGUAUUUCAUUUCCAUUGCCUGGCUGGAUGGAAGAUUUUCAAUCUAAAAACAGACCCAGGUCUAGUGGUACUAACAAUCUUCGUUAUGCAAGG
Molecule: messenger RNA, 23380 nt
Organism: Paramuricea clavata
Lineage: Eukaryota; Metazoa; Cnidaria; Anthozoa; Malacalcyonacea; Plexauridae
Source: the annotation of a GenBank genome assembly